This is a messenger RNA of Aspergillus versicolor CBS 583.65, 690 nucleotides long. RefSeq lists its product as uncharacterized. The record is from RefSeq and is a predicted model, not a curated record. The transcript has 4 exons. Lineage: Eukaryota; Fungi; Ascomycota; Eurotiomycetes; Eurotiales; Aspergillaceae. The coding region runs from base 1 to 690 and encodes 229 amino acids.
AUGUGUCGUCGGCGUUUCAGAUGCCUGGAGCUAGCUGAGUCGCAGACAAGAGAUAAUAAUAAUGUCAAGAUACUAGAGAUUUGUGAGAUUGCAUUAUUCUCAUGUCAGCCAGGGAGACCACCAUCGCCCUCAGGAGACAGCCUCACGGCAGCCCAGAUCGAAGCCGUCGCGCCCAAAUCCUCAUCCUGCGCGAACCCCGAAGAAAUCGCUCCAGAGGAGUGUGCAACAGCCGAGCAGGCCGCACCCGCGCUGACAACCGCGUUUGAGAAAUAUGGUGUAACGUCCAAGGCAGAGCAGGCUGCUGUUCUUGGUCUGAUUGCGUUUGAGAGCGGCGAGUUCCGCUUUAGCAGGAACCAUUUCCCUGGUGUUGAGGGACAGGGCACACGAAACAUGCAGUCCCCCGACUUCAACAAGAAGUACGCGGCCUCCAUCGAUUCCCUGAAGGAGAGGUUUGAGGCGGUCAAGGAUCAGCCUGGGAAGGUGCUGGAUCUGCUUCUCGAAGAGCCGGCUGUUGAUUUCGGAUCUGGUGCUUGGUUCUUGACCACACACUGUAAGGACAGUGUGAGGAAGGAGCUCCAGAGUGGUAGCGAGGAAGGGUGGAAGGGGUACAUUGUUGACUGUGUGGGCACGGAGGCGAAUUCAGAGAGGAAGGGAUAUUGGACCGCUGCUGUUAAGGCGCUGGGCGCUUAG